Messenger RNA from Aureobasidium pullulans EXF-150, 834 nucleotides. RefSeq lists its product as uncharacterized. NCBI's taxonomy places the organism in Eukaryota, Fungi, Ascomycota, Dothideomycetes, Dothideales, Saccotheciaceae. Bases 94 to 636 code for a protein of 180 amino acids. The record is from RefSeq and is a predicted model, not a curated record. The transcript has a single exon.
GCUCGUCGCUGCCUGCCACCAGCCGCAAGUGCUUCUGCUGCCAUCAGUCCAACGUGUAGCAAUGCGUAUACAAGCAGUUGUAGUUGACGGCGUAUGAGUAGUUCACGGAAACAGUCAAGAUCAAGUGACGAAUGGAAAGCGUAUCCAGCUAUCACUGAAGAACCACAUAUUUGCUACUGCACAAAACGAGGUGCUCCUGGUCAGAGCCAUGCGUAUCCGCAGAAAGGAAGCAAUUUCGGGAUGCGUAUUCUCCACAGGUUUAUCUCCAGAAUGCAUCGGCCGUUCACCGGUCCUUCCUUUGGCAUCAGAGCGAUGUCGAAUUCAGCUUGUGAGUUGGGAACACGAGUGAGGGCAGGAAUCUGGAAGGAAGGAGGCUUUCGGCAGAUGGAUGCCGCACGCGAUCAGCUCCUCGUGUCCAACCUCAAGCCUUGCUCCUCCGCAAUUGCUACAUCUCACUGUCUUUGCUACGUUCGUGCUUGCCUAAAGAAUGCCUUUGUAGCAGACAGGCUUUUCGGUGCAAGAAAUCUCACGGAUGGCGAUUUUGCGCAGUCAUGUCGCGUGCUUCUUCGACGCCAUGAGGUAAUCACAGUAGACCAUGUACCCUUGUCCGCCAGUCGUCAGGACAUCUGCACAUAGGUAACAAGCAUCAGCACGCCUGAGAAUGACGAUCAAUCUUCGCUCAGGAGACGGCGAUAACAGUUUCAAGGGUCGCAUCGACUCGGCAGCGUUUGUCGGCUUUGUCGCGCCCGUCGUCGUCACACUGCCAAUCCUUGUUUCCCGUGGGUCGCUUCCACUUCGAAUAAAUAAGAAUCGAUCACCACGUCAAGGCAGGUU